Messenger RNA from Polistes dominula (European paper wasp), 1526 nucleotides. RefSeq names its product L-xylulose reductase. The record is from RefSeq and is a predicted model, not a curated record. Gene Ontology annotation, biological process: glucose metabolic process; xylulose metabolic process. Gene Ontology annotation, molecular function: L-xylulose reductase (NADPH) activity; carbonyl reductase (NADPH) activity. NCBI's taxonomy places the organism in Eukaryota, Metazoa, Arthropoda, Insecta, Hymenoptera, Vespidae.
UUUUAUUUAUUAUAUUUUUCAUUCCAUAUGAACAUGUUAUCAACUGAUACAAAAUUCUUGUGAUAUUAAUAAUUGAUACGUUUGAACGCUAGAUGGCACGCCAAACAAUCUCGAUAUCAUCACAAAAAUGGUAUUCAAAAAAAAAAAUAAAAUUUGAAUAAAAUUGUAAAUACUUUUAAAUUAAUGCACGAUGCCUAAGAGUCAUGAAAAUUACGCAAAAAAAAAAAAAUAAAAGAAAUAAUUAGAUAAUUUUAAUGAAAUACAAAAUUAACAAUUUAUAUCAAUGGUAUUCAAUGUUGUCUCGAUCGAUUGAUCGAUUUAUCGAAAUCGAAGUUUGUUAUGGUACAGUAAGUGUUGCGCUGCUGCUGUUGCUAACACACCACACAAUUGAUCUGAAUAAUAUAAUAUGUAUAGUAUAUGGUGUGUUAGUAAUUCAUGAAUACAUAAACGAUUAUUGAUUCUAAAGCAACUUCAGAGUGGAGAAAUAUUACAUUUACUCAUGCGAUAACACUCAUGAGAUAAUAUUAAAUAUUAUGAAAUUUUGGAUAUAAUUUUUGAUAGGAGAACAAAAUAAUGAAUUACAGUGAUCGAGACUAACGUUAAAUCGGACAAAUUGAUACAAGUGUCAUUUUAAGUAGUUUAAUUAAGCGAUUAAAUUCAGAUACGUAAAUCGAACGUAAUAUAUAAUCAACGUCGUCGAGGAGUCUUUCUUGAUUAAACAGUGCAGCUUAGCAUCUCGUUGAGUUAACAAUCACGAUGGAUAUUAAUUUUCAAGGCAAGCGCAUUCUCGUCACUGGUGCUGGUCAAGGAAUUGGUAAAGAGCUAGUGCUACGUUUGUCCAAAUAUAAUGCGGAAGUAAUAGCACUUUCCAAAACGAGGGAAAAUUUAAACAAAUUACUUGUUGAGGAUCCAAAGAUCAUAACAGUAUGUGUUGAUCUUAAAGAUUGGAAUGCAACGAGAAAAUCUAUUGAAAACGUAUUACCGAUCGAUUUAUUGGUGAACAAUGCUGGCGUAGCUCGUCUUUCUCCAUUCUUGGAUGCAACACCCGAAGAAUUUGAUUUAUUAUUUAAUGUCAAUGUUAAAGCCAUUAUGAACGUCUCUCAAGUGGUCGCUAAGAACAUGAUCAAAAGAAAUGUUGCUGGUAGUAUCGUCAAUAUAUCCUCCCAAGCAAGUAAAGCAGCAUUGAAGGAUCAUGCUGUUUAUUGUUCUUCCAAAGGAGCCGUUGAUAUGUUAACAAAAACAAUGGCUCUCGAACUUGGUCCUCAUAAUAUUCGUGUGAACGCUGUAAAUCCUACGGUUGUUCUUACAGAAAUGGGAAAAUUAGGUUGGAGCGACAAAGAUAAAGCUUCAAGUAUGUUAAGUAAAAUUCCAUUAGGACGAUUCGCAGAGACCGACGAAGUUGUAGAUGCGAUAGUAUAUCUAUUAAGUGAUCGCAGUUCAAUGAUAAAUGGUGUAACUUUACCAAUAGAUGGUGGAUUUUUAGCAACAUAAAUGACCUUAUGCAAAAUUGUGAAACAAAUAUAAAA